Molecule: messenger RNA, 2273 nt
Organism: Cuscuta campestris
Lineage: Eukaryota; Viridiplantae; Streptophyta; Magnoliopsida; Solanales; Convolvulaceae
Source: the annotation of a GenBank genome assembly
AACGGGCAUUUCCGUUAACCCUCCGUUAGAAACUUAACGGCGACCCAAAACUGGCAAAUUUCAAUAAAGUUGGGAUUAUUAUGCAUCACAGUGAAAGGUGGGAUUAUUUUUGAAAGACCGGGUAAAGUUGGGAUUAUUUUGGUUGCAAGAAUCCUGAAAAGUUUUCACCUUUUUCUUCCUCCGCCACUUUUUUUUCUCUUUUACCUCUCAAAAAAUAGCCCCGGUUACUGGGUUGGGUUUCUUUAAUCUUCUAUGGUGGGUAUAUAAAUUUAGGACUCCUCCCCAAACUUAAGGAGGGUCGGUGGAUGCUGUCUGUUUUGCCGGCUAUGUGCAAUGAAGUCGAGGAUUUCGAAGAGGCAGACGAGGUUUUCUUCGAUUCUUUUGAGUGUUUGUCAUUGGAAGAACCUGCUUUAGAGAGAGGUGAGUCUGGGUAUGAUGUUUGGUUGAAUGGGUUGCAUAGUGUGAAUGAAAGACGACAGAAGUUCUUGCGCGGGAUGGGGAAGAGUUCAGAAUUUAAGCUAACAAGUGACUCUGAGGCUGAGGCAUUCGAUGAAAGGAUUCGUGACUGUAGUGAAGCUGUGUGUAGCUCCUCUUCUUCUCCAUCUUCAUCCUCUUUGUCCAUUGUCAGAGGAGAUGAAGGUGUGAUGUGUGGUGGCGAAAGAGAUUGCAGAACUGAUGAUUCUAAUUGUUUGGUUGAUGAUCUUUCUGGAAAUGUUUCGAGGGCUGUGAAAGCAAAGAAGGGGAAAUGGUGGAAACCCAUCUUACCUAAGAUGAGAACCAGCCAUUCUGAUGUUCCGAAAAGGUCAAGCCCAUCUCGCAAAGCUGGGAAGGGGACUGCGCUAGAGGUGCAUGCAAUCCAGAAAGGGUUUUCGGAGCUUACUGCACUGUAUGCAGGACAAGAGAUUACGGGUCAUACGGGCAUGAUUCGGACCAUGAAGUUUAGUCACGAUGGACAGUACUUGGCGAGUGGAGGUGAAGAUGGGGUUGUCCGUGUUUGGAGUGUCGAAUUAGUUCUUGCUUCAAAUUUUUUCGGGUCUGAGCUCGAAAGAAGUAAGAAAUUCUCUCAUUCUUCUGUUGAGAUACCUGAGAAGGUUUUCCAGAUCAAAGAAUCGCCAGUGCAUGAGUUUCACGGUCAUACUUCCAGUGUUUUAGACCUCUCAUGGUCCUCCACAACCAAUUGUCUUUUGUCUUCAUCUAAAGAUAACACUGUUCGCUUAUGGAAAGUGGGGUCUGAUGAAUGUCUCGGUGUCUUCCAUCACAAUAACUAUGUAACGUGCGUCCAGUUCAAUCCUGCUGAUGAAAACCUGUUCAUAAGUGGAUGCAUCGAUGGGAAAGUCCGUGUUUGGCAUGUGACAGAAAAGCGAGUUGCUGAUUGGGCUGAUGUACAUGAUAUAGUGACUGCUAUAUGUUACCAGCCAAACGGCAAGGGUUUCAUAUCCGGUUCCAUAUCUGGGGUUUGCCGCUUCUAUGAAACAGGAAAUGAGCUUUGCUUAGAUGGUGAGGUGCAGCUUGGUGGUAAAAGGAGAUCAAACAAGAACAUAAUUACUGGCAUUCAGUUUAUACCGAACGAUCCUCAGAAGGUUAUGAUCACAUCUGGAGACUCUAAGAUCCGCAUUCUUGAUGGACGUGAGAUUGUCUGUAAAUACAGAGGUCUUGCAAAAUCAGGAAGUCAGGUGUGGGCAGCGUGUACCCCAACUGGAAGACAUGUAAUUUCAGUGGGGGAGGACUCUCGGGUUUAUCUUUGGGACCACCACCACCACAAGGGGCGUUCGUUUGAGCAUUUCGCGUCAGAGAGUGCUUCCAUUGCGAUACCUUGGUUGGGCGUGGGCCACAGCGCGACAACAGAAACGACUCAUCCUAGGAUUGUUUGGGAUUCAGAUGGGUUUUCGUUGGGAAAUUGGUUCUCCAUGGAUACCUCGUCCAGGGGUUGUUCGGUCACAUGGCCUGAGGAAGUACUUCCUCAUCCAUUGCCGCCACAGGUGAAGAAGAAGAAGAAGAACAGCAGAUUGUCUUCUCCGGCAUGGGGCCUUGUUAUUGUAACCGCUGGUUGGGAUGGGAAGAUCAGGACGUUCCACAACUAUGGAUUGCCCGUUAGGAUUUAGGACCUAGAUUUUCUCCAUGUUUAUAUGAUGUAUGAAUCCAUUGUAGAGUUUUUCAAAAGACUAUUGAUUUAGUAUCUUAUAUGGAGUACUGUAUGUAAUAUUUAUGGAAGUCAAGCUAGCUAAAUCUCUUCACCCAUGAAUGACAUAACCCAAUAUACUCACACUGACUAA